This is a messenger RNA of Cryphonectria parasitica EP155, 1551 nucleotides long. Its product is annotated as Pre-mRNA-splicing factor 3. The coding region runs from base 1 to 1380 and encodes 459 amino acids. The record is from RefSeq and is a predicted model, not a curated record. NCBI's taxonomy places the organism in Eukaryota, Fungi, Ascomycota, Sordariomycetes, Diaporthales, Cryphonectriaceae. The transcript has a single exon. Gene Ontology annotation, cellular component: U4/U6 x U5 tri-snRNP complex. Gene Ontology annotation, biological process: mRNA splicing, via spliceosome.
AUGGCCGCCCUCAAGGCACGUGUCGCAGCCGCCAUCGGAACAAGCAAGGCGAAGGGCGGCCUGAAUGUUGGGCUUCAUCCGGCUCUUGAGGAUCUCGGACAGUGGAAGCCUACCGCCGCCGCCAAGCCAGCCGAUUCGAGACUUGCUAUGGGCUCGGCAGGAAAGCUACACAGCGAACAGACACGUAUUUCUGCCGGCAGCAGGACCUCUGCCUUUCUUAAUGGCCAGGGCGGAGCGACCGGGGCGAAUCCGUAUCUUGAGACCGCCACACCGGGCGUUUCCGCCGGCAAACAGAGGAUGCCACGCCAGCUCGCCUUCAACCAGAAGGGCAAAUACAUACAGCAAGCCAAUGCCCUCCGAAGACAAGCCGCCCUCGAGGCGAUGAAGAAAAGGAUUGCCGAGCAGACGAGGAAGGCCGGUAUCGAUGAGGACUUGGGCGAGAAGAACUUCGUGGUUGAGGCGCCUCCAGAGAUUGAGUGGUGGGAUGAAGCUUUGGUCACGUCUUACGACACUCUAGAUGAUCCCAGCUCCCUCAAGAUCCAGGGCGAGGACACCAUCGUCACGAACCUCAUACAGCACCCCGUGGCGCUGGAGCCCCCACAGGAACGCAAUGCCCCCGCGCCGAAGCCUAUGUAUCUUACAUCCAAGGAGCAGGCAAAGAUUCGAAGGCAGAAUCGGAUGGCUGAUCUCAAGGAGCAGCAGGCCAAGAUCAGGCUUGGCCUCAUCCCAGCACCCCCUCCCAAGGUUAAAAAGGGCAACCUGAUGCGUGUUCUGGGUGAGGAGGCCGUUAAGGAUCCGACGGCUGUCGAGGCCAUGGUCAACCAGCAGAUCGCGGAGAGGCACCAGAAGCACCUGCAGACGAAUGAGGAGAGGAAGUUGACCAAGGAGCAGAAGCACGAAAAGCUGGCUGCCAACCAGGAGAAAGACGCCGCCAAAAGUCUCCACCUCCUCGUGUUCAAGAUUGGAAGCCUCGCUAACGGACAGCACCGAUUCAAGAUCCAGAAGAAUGCAGAGCAGCUGGCCCUCACUGGGAUCUGCGUUAUGCACCCUAGGUUCAACCUGAUAGUUGCGGAGGGGGGACAGUGGAGCACUACAAAGUACAAGAAGCUCAUGAUGAACCGGAUUGACUGGACAGAGAACGUGCCAUCUCGAGAUGCCAAGCAAGGUCAGCAGAGAGAGUGGCUCAUGGCAGAGGAUGACAAGGGCGGCCUCAAAGAUAUGACUUCGAACUAUUGCAAACUCGUCUUUGAGGGCGAGGUCAAGACUAGGGCUUUCAAGCGUUGGACUUCAAAAGUUGCUGAGACGGACGCCGAAGCUCGUGAUGCUCUGGCAAGGUCAAAGAUGGACAACUUCUGGUCUACGGCACGGAGCAUGCUCUAGGUUGACAGGGUGCAUGACGACGCAUGUUGUCCCCUGGCCUGGCACGGCAUACUCGGAGGCAUCUAUUAGUGUCUGAGCUAUCGAGCAGACUUUUGAACGGCAGCCCAUUCACGAUCACAUGGCAUAGAACCACAAUCAAAGCCUCACAAUUCGACAAGUAGUUUUCACUUG